UGUAUUUGGGAUUCCUAGUUUUAUUUAGGGUUUCGUGAGUUAAAUCGCUCAAAACGAGGCUAUGCUCCCCUUGUUUGUCCUCAUUUUCAUCGUUCUUCUUGGCUCUUAUGUUCAGAUCAAGUGUAUUGAAACUCGAUUGCCUCGAUAAGUCCUUGUUAUUGCCUGUCUCCCCUGCCACUGAAGAUCCAUAUUCCCUUUUCCUUCUCUCCAAAGUUUGGUGGUGGCUGUGACAGAAUGGUUCUUCGAAUAGUUUAGCCACCGUCCACGUCUCGCCACCUCCCGUCAUCGUGACGUCCGCGCACACACUCAUGGGAUACCUUAGGCAGCGCACUUGAUUGUCCAGAAAUUUGCCAUCCCACGUUCGGCCAACACCUUGGCUUCGCGACUCCGGCCAAAUCACACGUGGGAGGGUGCCACAAGAAAAAUCAGUUUGGAAAUUAAAACCCGCAAAGAGGGGAUUGGAUUGGCCAAUCCACCGUUGUGCUAGAGCUUUGGAUUUGCAGGCAAGGCGUCCAAAAUGAUAACAAUCCCGUAUUUGACUGCCUUGACCACCUACUUCAGCUACGGCUUGCUUUUUGCCUUCGGACAAUUCCGUGACUUUUUUAGGAAAAUCUUUGAUUGGUGGCGCGCUAACAAUCUUCAGGGAUAUGCGCCCAUCUGUUUAGGACUUGAAGAUUUCUACACUCGUCGAUUGUAUCUUCGUAUCCAGGACUGUUUUGGAAGACCAAUAGCAAGUGCUCCUGAUGCUUGGUUUGAUGUGGUUGAACGUUAUUCCAAUGACAACAAUAAGACAUUAAAGCGAACCACGAACAUAAGUCGGUGUCUCAAUUUGGGAUCAUACAAUUAUCUAGGUUUUGCUGCAUCGGAUGAAUAUUGCACACCACGUGUGAUCAAGUCUUUGAAAAGGUUCUCCCCAAGUACCUGUAGUGCUCGUGUGGAUGGAGGAACUACAACAUUGCAUACUGAACUGGAGGAGCGUGUUGCAAACUUCGUUCAAAAGCCUUCUGCCAUUGUCUUUGGCAUGGGCUAUGUGACAAACUCUGCCAUUCUUCCAGUCCUGAUUGGAAAGGGAGGAUUGAUAAUUAGUGAUUCCCUAAACCACAACUCAAUUGUGAAUGGUGCUCGGGGUUCAGGAGCUACAGUUCGAGUUUUCCAACAUAAUACUCCAUUGCACUUGGAGAAAGUUUUAAGAGAGCAAAUUGCUGAGGGACAACCCAGGACCCAUAGACCUUGGAAGAAGAUUAUUGUUAUUGUGGAAGGGAUAUACAGUAUGGAGGGGGAGCUCUGCAAACUUCCAGAAAUUGUUGCUAUAUGCAAAAAAUACAAGGCUUAUGUCUACUUGGAUGAGGCUCAUAGCAUUGGAGCAGUUGGAAAAUCAGGGAGAGGUGUUUGUGAGCUCUUGGGAGUGGACACUGCUGAUGUAGAUAUCAUGAUGGGAACAUUUACAAAAUCUUUUGGGUCAUGUGGUGGUUAUAUUGCUGGAUCCAAGGAGCUUAUACAAUAUCUUAAGUACUCUUGCCCAGCUCAUCUUUAUGCAACAUCCAUAUCACCUCCAGCUGCACAACAAAUCAUAUCUGCCAUAAAGGUUAUUCUUGGAGAGGAUGGUACAAGCAGAGGAGCUGAGAAACUGGCACAAAUACGUGAAAACAGCAACUUUUUCAGAUCAGAGCUGCAGAAGAUGGGCUUUGAGGUUCUUGGAGACAAUGAUUCUCCCGUAAUGCCUAUAAUGCUUUACAAUCCAGCAAAAAUCCCUGCCUUUUCUCGGGAAUGUCUCAUGCAGAAGGUUGCUGUUGUGACGGUUGCUUUUCCAGCUACCCCUUUAUUGUUGGCCAGGGCACGUAUUUGCAUAUCAGCCGCGCAUACCAAGGAAGACCUUGUCAAAGCCUUGGAGGUUAUAAGUCAAGUCGGUGAUUUGGUGGGGAUUAAGUACUUCCCCGCGGAGCCCGAGAAGCAGGAGCAGCUGAAGGAGAUGAUCAAGAUGGAUUGAAUACUUCCAAGUUGUUUGUUUAGUGUUUGAACGAGGAUCAAACUAAUGGUUGUGCUAGUGUUCAUGCCGGAGAAAUGGGGUGUCUUCUCGUGUUCUUAAAUGGAUUUUUUUGGUAAUUUAAUAAUGUAUAGGCACUGCUGUAAUUAUUUUUUAUUUGAUUAUGCCAUCUUUCAUCGAUUGGGUUAAAAAUUAUCUAUAAUUAUAAUGGAGAUUGGGACAACAAUUCGUAAA
This is a messenger RNA of Carya illinoinensis, 2218 nucleotides long. Its product is annotated as long chain base biosynthesis protein 2a. The transcript is spliced from 16 exons. The coding region runs from base 518 to 1987 and encodes 489 amino acids. Gene Ontology annotation, molecular function: serine C-palmitoyltransferase activity; pyridoxal phosphate binding. Lineage: Eukaryota; Viridiplantae; Streptophyta; Magnoliopsida; Fagales; Juglandaceae. Gene Ontology annotation, cellular component: serine palmitoyltransferase complex. The record is from RefSeq and is a predicted model, not a curated record. Gene Ontology annotation, biological process: sphingosine biosynthetic process; ceramide biosynthetic process.